Malus domestica (apple) is the source of this 5091-nucleotide messenger RNA. Lineage: Eukaryota; Viridiplantae; Streptophyta; Magnoliopsida; Rosales; Rosaceae. The record is from RefSeq and is a predicted model, not a curated record.
AGCAAUACGGUACCAUUUUUGUCACAAAAAAUAAGAAGGAAAAAUCGAAUAACCAUCGUUUUUACUUUUUACCCCUCAACUAUUGGCAUCUCUCCGUGUCUCCGUCUGUCUUCUGACUAUCCUCCUAAUCGGAGAAGAAGGGCAACCAAAUCCUCGCUGUACGUCGUUGUUUUCUAAGGCAUCGAAAUCUUGGUCCUCCGAAUUCGUGGUUUUCUGAUUCUUCCCGGUGCUCCUCUCCAUUGAUUCCAUGGUCUGAUCUUCGGCGAAUCGCAAUCCGACGGUGGCGAUGGCGUCGGCGCAGAACCAAUCGGCGAAUGUGGAUCUCUUCGAUGCGUAUUUCCGACGAACCGGUUUGUACCGGCCGGAUUAGUGGCAAUGAAGCCGUCGCUUUCUUCCAGGGCUCCGGUCUCCCCAAACAUGUCCUAGCGCAGCCCCAGCUGGAGGAAGGCCUCCGAAGCCAGUCGCUCUUUCUCAUGCUUAGGUAAAGCAGCAGGCCAAUCAGCAGAAACCUAGAGUACCAGAAUUGGAGAAACAUCUUGUAAAUCAACUGAGUACAGAGGAGGUCGAAGAACUGGAGAAAGAAAUAUUGGAUGCUAGAGAGAAAAUUGAAUACUUAUGGGUCAAAAUGCGGGAACUUACUUCUUACUAUUUGAUUUUUGCAGUGGUGUAAGUUGGUAUUGAUUCUUGAAUUGACAAGUACUCUUGGGAGGAACUGCAGAUCAUGCGUUUUAUCAUUGUCCUGUAGCUUUAUAUGUGUGGCUGAGAUUGUGUAGGGAAGGAAAUGUAAGUUGGGUAAUUCCUGCAGGGUACAUAAGUUGUUUGGUGGAUAUGAAGCUUUUGUGAGGGUGCAGUAUGCCAACAAUUUUUUGGGGUUUAUUGGUUCGAGACUUGGGAGCAGUCUCUCCAUAAAUGGGGUUAAGGCUAGCCGACAUUCACCUCUCCCAGACCCUGCGUAAAGCGGGAGCCUUGUGCACUGGGUACGACCUAUUGGUUUGAGAGAAACACGAGGAUUUUUUUAAAACGAUAUUUGGGUGAGGACUAGUUAUGGAAUAAAGAUAGAUUUUGUUCACCACGUUGGCUGAUCUAUUUUUCUUAUUGGUAUAAGGUUUUGUACAAGAGUAGAUGUGUCAAUUGCCUUAAUGCGAUGACAGAAAGGGCCUCUGCUGAUAGACGUGAGGAGAUUUAACUAUUCGAGGUGACUGAUUGAGAAGUUUAAUUGUCAGAUUCACUUUUGUGAAGGAGCUCACUCUUGAUGUGUCAAAUGUCUUGGCACCUCCAAAACAGAAAUCAUCAUCAGUUCAGAAAGAAAAAGCUCCCCCACUUGAGAGUCCAACAACUGCUUCUUCACCUAAAGUUGAUGUUAAGUAAAAAAAGCCUCUAAGUACAGAUGCCAAGGUUGUUGAAAAUGGAGUAGCAUAAGAUAAAAAUGAGGACGAGUCAGCAAAAAGUGCUCUGAACAGUCCAUUUGCCAGCAGUACUGUUGGAAGCCCAUCUAGAGAAUUUCAGAUUCUAACUAUGGAAAGACAACAGACACAGAUGCCUCACCCCGUAAUAAGGAAUCUCAAAGUGAUGAUCAUGCGGGUGUUGGGACUAUGUUUUCUGGCGACAAUGGUUCCGAUGAACCAGGGGUUUCAAUGCAUUUAGUACCGCCAAGAUAUAGGCACAUGCAGACCAGAGGCAUAUUGGAUUCCUUGGUCAGGCAGAGUUUUACAAUGCCCUUAGACUUUGUCACGGUGGCACAAGUAAGAGAGAACUUACGCCAGAAAUGGUGAAGGCAACAUUAUAUGGCCCGGCUGCAGCUAAAAUACCUGCACCCAAGAUAAAUCUUGCAGCGACUUCUGCCCCUCAGUUCAAUUCUGCUGCAGCAGCACCUGCCACUCAGGGUGGUGCUGUCACUCCGACAUCCUCACAAAAUCUUGGGUUCAGGGGACCAAAAAUACCACCUCAGUAUAGUUCUUUUGGAGCAGCACCUGCCACUCAGGGUGGUGUUGUCACUCCGAUGUCCUCCCAAGAUGUUGAGUUCAGGGGACCACAAAUACGAUCUCAGUUUAAUUCUGCUCCAACAGCGACCCAGGGUGAUGCUGUUACUCCAACAUCCUCCCAGAAUCUUGGGUUCAGGGGAUUAAGUGUGAAUGUGAACCAGCAAAAUUUCAUUUCUCAAGAUGGCAAGUCAAUUAGGCCUCCAGUGCCUCCAUCUAGUUCUGAUUCCCAGCCCACACAGAGUGUUGCUGCCCAAGGCUUUCCCAGUGAAGGUUCAGUGGGUGGUCCUCAACCACAAAAUUCAAACAUGUCUAAUGAUUGGGUUGGUGGAAGGGCAAGUGGAGCAACGACCGAGAUACCCUCGCAGAUUGUAAAAAAGGGGAUCACUCCUUCUGCAACACAAGAUGUAUUUGGGCAGGCAACAUCAGGACCAACAACUUCCCUACCACCUAGGCCACAGGCAGGUUUUGGGUUCAGACCACCGGCUAAGGAUUCCAAACCAUCAAAUAUAUCUAGGAAUGGCUUUGCUCCUUACUCAUCUUUUGGAGUCGAUGUGUUUUCUGCAACCCCAUCUCAACCAAAGCAGAAUUUUCCUCUUGGCAGUAUACCCGUCUCAUCAACCAUUGUGCCAGUAUCUGCUUGGACCCAAUCUUCAGUUACAGUUAUGCGCCUAUAUAGUAUGACCACAAACAUAACUUUUGGAAGCUAUAAGUUCCCCCACUCUUAACUUUAUGCUCUGUUUACAUCUGUCAGAGGUUUUAAAGCAGGUUUGGACCCAAUCUCCGAUCAGGAUAAUGAUAGCAUGCUUUCUGUCAGGGAGUUUUGUGUUGCGCUAUAUAUGAUGGAGCAGUUUAGGGAGGGAUGCCCUCUUCCAGCAGUGCUACCAAGAAAUAUUAUGUUUGAUUUAUCCAAUAUUUUUCAACCUGCAAAUAAGUACUCCAGUGCUGGCCAUGUAGCCUAGAGACCUGCAUCUGGCUUUCAACAACAGCAAUCGAUGCCUGGUCCUGGUGCUCGACACAUGGCGCCCCCAGCUGGAGGAAGGCCACCGAAGCCAGUUGCUCCUUCUCAUGCUGUGGAAAGGCAGCAGGCCAAUCAGCAGAAACCCAGAGUACCAGAAUUGGAGAAACAUCUUGUAAAUCAACUGAGUACAGAUGAGGUUAACUCGCUGAAUUCAAAGUUCAAAGAAGCAACCGAAGUUGAUAAAAAAGGUAGAAGAACUGGAGAAAAUAAUUUUGGAUUCUAGAGAGAAAAUUGAAUACUUCGGGGUCAAAAUGCAGGAACUUGCUGAGUCCCUGGCUAAGAUGAAGAGAAAUACAAACAAGCUGGAGAUGUAGCUUCCAAGUUGACUAUUGAAGAAGCCACGUUUCGUGAUUUACAGGAGAAGAAAAUGGAGCUAUACAGGGCAAUUGUCAAGAUGGAGCAAGGUGAUGGUGAUGGCACGCUUCAGAUCUUGAUGGGCUUGUGAAAACUCUCAAUGAGCGCUGCAAGAAGUACAGAUUACGUGGAAAGCCUACAACAUUAACUGAGCUUCCCUUUGGCUGGCAACCUGGCAUCCAAGAAGGAGCUGCUGACUGGGAUGAGGAUUGGGAUAAAUUUGAAGAUGAAGGAUUCACUUUUGUCGAGGAGCUCACUCUUGAUGUGUCAAAUGUCUUGGCACCUCCAAAACAGAAAUCAUCAUCAGUUCAGAAAGAAAAAGCUCCCCCACUUGAGAGUCCAAAGUACAGAUGCCAAGGUUGAAAAUGGAGCAGCAUAUUAUAAAAAUGAGGACGAGUCAGCAAAAAGUGCUCCGAACUGUCCAUUUGCCAGCAGUACUGUUGGAAGCCCAUCUAGAGAAUUUUCAGAUUCUAACUAUGGAAAGACAACAGACGCAGAUGCCUCAUCCCGUAAUAAGGAAUCUCAAAGUGAUGAUCAUGCGGGUGCUGGGUCUAUGUUUUCUGGUGACAAAGGUUCCGAUGAACCAGCAUGGGGGACGUUUGACACUAAUGAUGAUGUUGACUCGGUGUGGGGUUUCAAUGCAGUUAGUACCACCAAGGAUAAGGAUCAGGAGAGUUAUAAGGAUCACUACUUUUCUGGCCCUGGGGAGUUCGGCCUCAACCCUAUCAGGACUGGGUCAUCACAAGGAGGUGGCUUUUCCCAGAAGAGCCGCCCUUUUACUUUCGACGAUUCUGUUCCUAGCACACCACUCUCAGCCUUAAGUUCAGGGUAUUCACCGCCAAGGUACAAGGAUAGCUCAGAACCUUCAUUUGACACCUUCUCUAGGUUUGAUUCGUUCAGAAGCAUACAAGAUACUGGAUUUUUUCCUCAACCAGAAGCACUCAGAAGAUUUGAUUCUAUGCACAGCAGUAGAGAUUUUGAUCAGGGUAAUGGUUUUCCAACAUUUGAUGACAUCCCAGACCCUUUUGGCUCUUCGGCGCCAUUUAGGUCAUCGCUGGACAGUCAAACUCCAAGAAGAGACUCAGACCCCUUCGGAUCUUCAGGUCCAUUUCGGACGUCACUGGACAGUCAAACUCCAAGAAGUGAAUCAGAUUUUUUCGGGUCUUCAGCGGCGCUGUUUAGGAAAUCAUUUGACAGUCAAACUUCAAGAGGAGACUCGGACGCAUUUGGGUCCUCUCCAUUUAGGACAUCAUUCGACGGUCAAACUCCAAGAAGAGACUUGGACCCAUUUGGGUCUUCAGGGCCUUUCCGGACGUCUCUCCGGACGUCAUUGGAGACUCCGAGAAAAGACUCUGAUCAUUGGAGUGCAUUUUAGUCAGGUAGUUGCUCGGCUUCGUUUUUGUGUCUGCCAUUCGCCGUUCCAAGCCUUUCUAUCGUGAGUGUUACGGGCCGAUGCCAUGUUUUAUGCUUGAAAUCACUGUGCUUGUAAUGUGUCUUUUGUAUUUCAUUUCUUUGUGUAUGCAACUCGCUUUGUCUUCAUUCUUUUUUCCUUUAGCUUAUGAUUUUUCUCCGUAAUUUUGGAAUGUUCCUAGUCCUAUUGAAGCGAAGACCCCUAUAGAUUUAUCGUUGUUACAAAUUUGAUGAUUGUAUUAUUAAACUGGGGCUGUGCCUUUCUUUUUUCGACCUUACUUGGCUGUAACAUUUUACCCCAUUAAUAAAAUUUGUUCUGCUGAUCUU